AUGUCUGCGACGACAGUUACAGUCCACCCGGAUCUCGAGCGGUGCACUUCGUUGCAGCAGGAAGAAUGGGAAGUACUAGAGUCCAUCUACCCGGACUCCGUGUCUGGCGAUAUUUCCAGCGGGACCCUCAAGCUGGUAAUACCCAUUGAGUUCUCCGACCCGAAGACGGUUUCCGUCCCACUCAGGGCGUCUGGCCCGACGCAUCUGCCGUUGGCUACCUUGCCACCCCUGCUGCUAGACAUUGUCUUGCCUCCCUCAUACCCUUACGGCCCUCCGGCGAUCGUGUCACUACAUGCGACUUACGCAUGGUUUCCUCUCGGCAUCGCACUUCAGCGCAGGCUACUCGAGAUGUGGGAGGAGGGCGAAGGUGUUCUCUAUACGUGGGUUGAGUGGCUGCGCAGUGGCGAAUUCCUAGACGUCCUCGGCCUCACGUUUACGUCGCAUGGAGAACACUGUAUUCGAAUACCACACCCGGCACCGCACGUGUUGGUGACCGCCCUCGAGGCUUACGACAAGUCGAUGCAGCUGACUAGGUUCUCACAAACUUCAUAUACGUGUGAGAUCUGUCUCACGUCUAUCAAGGGGGCGCGGUGCAUAUUGUUGUCAUGUUCGCACGUUUUCUGUCGUGCAUGUCUUGAGGACUUUUGGAAGUUGUGCAUUGCGGAGGGGGACAUUGGGCGUGUCGGCUGUCCGGAUCCACAAUGCGUGAAGGCUGGACGGGAGGCGACCGAAGAGGACGUGAGGAGGGUGGUCACUGAGGAGGAAGUGAGGAGAUGGAAGUGGUUGCGGGAGAAGCGCGAGCUUGAACGAGACCCAACCAUCAUUCAUUGUCCAAUGUCGUUCUGCCAGCGACCUGUGCCCAAACCGCAGAAUGUUGACGAGGGUUCUGGCUGGGAGCGCCUGCGCACAUGCCCGGACUGUGGCUACUCCUUUUGCGCCUACUGCAAGCGCACAUGGCAUGGGCCGCUCUCUGACUGCCCAAUCUCAGAGACGGAGGCGUUCGUGCUGGAGUACAUGGGGCUGCCUGAGGGUUCAUCCGAGCGACUGGUGCUGGAACGACGGUUCGGGGCAACCAAUAUCCGCAGGCUUGUUGCGAAAUAUCAGGAGGAGCAGGCGAACAAGCAGUGGCUCGAGCAGUCGACGAUGGCUUGCCCGAGCUGCCAUGUGCACGUCGAGAAGUCGCUGGGGUGUAAUCACAUGACGUGCGCAAAGUGCAAGCAGCACUUCUGCUACCGGUGCGGGGAGAAGCUGCUGCCGAGCAACCCGUACGUGCACUUUUCGACGCCGGGGUUGCGGUGCUACUCGAAGCUGUUCGACUUUCAGAGCAUCGACGACGAGUGGCAGCCUGUGGAAGGGUUUGAGCAUUUGUAA
This is a messenger RNA of Postia placenta MAD-698-R-SB12, 1371 nucleotides long. RefSeq lists its product as hypothetical. The coding region runs from base 1 to 1371 and encodes 456 amino acids. Gene Ontology annotation, cellular component: cytoplasm; ubiquitin ligase complex. The record is from RefSeq and is a predicted model, not a curated record. The transcript is spliced from 7 exons. NCBI's taxonomy places the organism in Eukaryota, Fungi, Basidiomycota, Agaricomycetes, Polyporales, Adustoporiaceae. Gene Ontology annotation, biological process: positive regulation of proteasomal ubiquitin-dependent protein catabolic process; ubiquitin-dependent protein catabolic process; protein polyubiquitination. Gene Ontology annotation, molecular function: zinc ion binding; ubiquitin protein ligase activity; ubiquitin conjugating enzyme binding.